Molecule: messenger RNA, 960 nt
Organism: Scatophagus argus
Lineage: Eukaryota; Metazoa; Chordata; Actinopteri; Scatophagidae
Exons: 6
Coding region: 1-960 (319 amino acids)
Biological process (GO): signal transduction
Source: RefSeq, a predicted model, not a curated record
AUGGUCUUGAUUGUCAUGGUGGAGCCCUCAUUGUUCCCGCAGGACUUAGUUACCAUCAUGCAUCCCGUUGGUGCUUUCAAGCGCUGUAACCAAGCAACAGAUUGGGAUGACCAGGCUCUAGUGAAAAAGAUCUACAACCGCCUCAAAGACGAUGGGCUGCCAGUGUGGAUGGAUAUCGAAGGAGGGGUGACAGGGAACAUAAACGAUUCAAUGGCUGCAGGUGUGGAGGAGGCUGUAGUGAUUUGCCCGUUCAUGACUCCAGCUUACCAGGCGUCCCGCAGCUGCAAGAAAGAGCUAAACUAUGCAGACACCAGGGAGGUCAUCAUUGUGCCGGUCAUGUUGGCCAACGACUGGGAGGCCAGUGAGUGGCUGGGACUGAUCACUGCAGGUCUGCUGUGGGUGGACUUCAGAAACGCAGAAAAGGAGGAGGAGCACUUUGAGUUAUGCCUCAGGUCCCUGGAGGAGGAGAUCAUGCUUAACGCCGGUCACCUCCUGGCUGUGGAGGAAGAUCCAAGGGAGUCGGUGGAUCAGCCAGAACCGUCAAAGCCCUGCCUGAAGAGGAAACCGGGCCGAGGGUUUCGCCACGCUCUCUCAAAGCUCUACAUCCAGGACUCAGGUGAGUGGCCCACCGACCUGAGCGAUGACAGCACAGUGGAGCUCAACGACACUCCUGGGGAUCGUUGUUACUGGGAGGAGAUUAAGGGUAACGGCUGCAAAUACUACAGGAAUGUCGUCACCAACAGAUACCUGGGAUUUGACCCCAUUAUGAAGGGGGUCCGCUCUGAGGCCAGUCCGUCUGCGUCUGAAGAGUGGCUGCUGUUGGUGGAUCAGACGGACCAGAGCCCUCAGAGAGCCGUCAUCAUCAAGAACAAACACUCGGGGAGCUUCCUGGGAGUCCAAAAUGGCCACUUUAUCGGACUAGCGACGUACAACGAAGACUGCAAAUGGUUGUUAGAAUAA